AUGUUUCUGCUUAAGCCGCCAUCCUCGUCCCCUGUUGCGCCCAAUACUUCCUGUCGUCGUCUAUGCGUGGGUCUUGUUGCUUGUGAGUGGAAGUACGUGGCUGAGGGCGGUGCCAACGUGCUAUUUCGCCACCGACCGGCGGGAGAGGCGGCGUCUAGCGCUGUCGCACUGGAUUUUAAAGGCAAAUUGCUGCGUGUGAAGAAGUGCGAUGUUGUGGAUAAGCGCAGCAAUGAAGCACAGUCGAAAACAAGUAAUAGUAGUGUCUCUACCCCUGAGAAGCCAUACGUACCGCAUUACCCUCACCCGGGGCAGGUGCUGCAUUAUGCGGCGCACGAAAUUAUGCCUUACAUGGAACAACAGCUACAUAGUAACCACAAGGUCGCACCAUCCGGUCGUCGGGAGAAUACCUAUUUGCAGGUAGCAGAACUGGUGGAUGUCGAACGUGGAUUUUUGCAGGCACUAAACAUACAACUACUAACUCUUGAAAGUCGCCCAGAGCAUCGACGACAGAGCCAAAUCGACGUUUCAUUGCAGUGCGUCAUGGUAUUACCUGAUGUGACGUUGCCACCACCAGACGAACUUAGCACUUUUAGUCUAAUUCAGUCAAGUAGGAGCUUGUUAGAAGACAACACCGAAGCAAAUGACAAUGAUGACGAAGAAGAACAGGAGUCAAUUCUAAAUCUCCAGAAAUCGAUAGGUGAUCUGCUGGCGGACACCAAAGCACAGAGUAUAUACGAAUUUGAUUUAGGCGAAUCAGAUCAUUUUGAAGCAAAUAUCAAACCUGAUGUUGUGUGCAGUAGCACAAGCGUCAGCAGUGCAUCAGACAAGGACGAAGAUGAUGAUUGUGAAUUAAAAGAGACAUUGACUACAAUUUCGCAUCCCCGAAGGCAUUUAUAUGCUCAUAACAGCUCAGAACAUAGUUCGCUACGAUCAGGCAACGUCUUUGACUGCUGCUUUCGCAAUAUUUGCGUGGAAUUGAAGCCGAAGAUUGGAUUCAAACCAAAGGGUCCAUUGACAUGCCCCACUAAAACUCGUGUGUGCCGCUUCUGUAUGCAUCAACACUACAAAAAACACACUGGCAAGGUGGAGGAAAUAAGUCAAUACUGUCCUUUAGAUUUGUUUUCGCAAGACCCAGCGAGAAAACGACGAGCGCUCAGGGCGUUGCAACGAACACCGCAGAAUAACUUCAAGGUAUUUGUACGCUCUGCAGAAGAUGAGGUGGUUAAUGUCAUCACAGGGUUGAAUGCAGAUGCUUUGCCGAAAGGGGCAGCUCAGUCGCGGUAUUCUUACUGUCGACGAAAGCAAAUGGGAUUGCGUCAUUCAUGCCAGUCUCUAGACGCUGAAUUCGAAAUUUCGUUUGAUGACAAUAAAGAACAUGAUCAUGAGCGAGAAUACGCACAAUUGAUGCCCGAAGUCGUUGCUUUAAUUACACAAGUGUUGCAAGAGUUAGACAUUCUUGAGGAUCUUAAACAGAUGCAAUUGUUGGAUCACAUCUCGGUCGAUGGUAUAUGGCAUCUUCAAGUGUUACUGAAUAUGCUUGAGAAAGAGGAUAAGACGAUUCAAUGUCAAGAAGUAAAGACGUUAAGUGAGCUUGUCGCAACGAUUAAACAUCGCUCUAAGUCUUCAGCUGAUGAUUCUGUUGACCAGAAAGGAAGUCUUGCCCGAGGAUUGGCUUAUCUUCGCAUUGCUCUAAACCAAUUGCCGGAGUUGAAGGAAUUGCAAGGAAUAGAAUCAUGGGAAACGAUGCGUUUAAAUCAGUUUCGUAAUUUAUACACUGAACUAGAGAAGAGGUUUCAAGUGGCGACUACAUUAAAAGACUGCUCGUUGUUGUUGUGUUUGCGACGCUCACCUCGCGACGACGUCGAUCAACAGGAUGGGGUACAGGGCAAGAUACUAAAGCCACGUUUUCAACACCUUGCCGAGUUUGAGCACCACGUGCGUUUUCGUGAGAUGGUGUUUGAUUGUGUGGUAGCAAUCGUUGAUCUGGACGUUAAGUCGCACAAGUCAGUUGAGGACUAUUAUCGACUGGAUGAGAAGAUAACGACGAACUUUCAACGCGCGUUCGGUAGUCUUGGCGUCGCACAAAUGCUCUGUCACGAAAGUUGA
Plasmopara halstedii is the source of this 2106-nucleotide messenger RNA. Its product is annotated as inositol pentakisphosphate 2-kinase. Gene Ontology annotation, molecular function: ATP binding; inositol-1,3,4,5,6-pentakisphosphate 2-kinase activity. Gene Ontology annotation, cellular component: nucleus. The record is from RefSeq and is a predicted model, not a curated record. The transcript has a single exon. The coding region runs from base 1 to 2106 and encodes 701 amino acids. NCBI's taxonomy places the organism in Eukaryota, Oomycota, Peronosporomycetes, Peronosporales, Peronosporaceae. Gene Ontology annotation, biological process: inositol phosphate biosynthetic process.